AACACAUUCUUUCAGUUUGUGAUAUCUGUCAUAGUGGCAUACCUCGGCGGCUACGUCGUCUGUUACGGCAUGCUCUCUAUCAUCCGCCCUUGCUCUGCUCACGGAAUUAUCAACCAGGCCUUUGAGAUCGCCGCUCGCCAGGAUUACGCCCUCAACAACGCCAUGAACCUUGCCCACUGCAACAUCCAGCUUGAGAAGCGCAGCUACAUUGACGAGGCUGCCUAUCGCCGCGCCCAGCUUGCCGAUACCUUUCGUCACCUGGGCAUCACCGUGCGUGAUGUCGACUCCGUCCUGAAGACCGAUCAUGAGAUCACUGACGACAGCGUCAACUGGCGCACUCCUGACGUCGAUAUAUUCGCUACCCGUGAUGACGGCUGCGUUCUUAGCAUCGAGACUACUGAGGGACCUUUCUACGUCGAGGGAGAGCUCGACCGCUUCGACUUGACCGAUGGCCAGUCUGGCAUCCCCAUGUACCUGGACCUUCAGAUCAUCGACACCGAGACCUGCCAGCCUGUCCCCGACAUCUGGGUUGAAGUCUGGCACACCAACUCCACUGGCAUCUACUCUGGCGUUGUCUCCAAUGCCAACGGUGCAGGUGAAGCCGACCCCUCCAACGGCGACAAGACCUUCCACCGCGGCCUCCGCAAGACCAACGCCGACGGCGCCGUCUGGUUCGGCACCAACCUGCCCGGCCACUACUCCGGUCGCACCCCCCACAUCCACAUCAUGACCCACGUCUCCGGCACCGAGCGCCUUGCCAACGGCACCAUCCAGGACAACGUCGCGACCCACGCGGGCCAGCUCUUCCUCGACCAGAAGCUCGUCGAUACCUUCCGCAAGCACGAGCGCUAUGCCGACAACGAGCAGACUUUCAUCGAGAACAAGCAGGAUUACUACUUCCGUCAGGAGGCGAACUUCACCGAUCCUGUCAUGAGCUACAUCUUGCUCGAUCACAAGGAUCGUGAUAUCGAGAAGGGCGUCAUGGCUUGGAAGCUUGUGGGUGUGAACAUGACUAAUGUUCGCGAGAUCCACGUCGCCAACAAGUUGGAGGGUUAGGUUGGGAAGUGCUAGGUUCGCCGGUUUUACAGAACGGUGGCUACUACAUCACUUUGAAUCAGUCUUUUGCCUCAUUGCUUUUAAAGCUCCUCAUCGAUAGCUUAGAUGGAUGGGUCUGUCUCACGCCGACGCGACAUGGAGAUAAAUGGCCUUUCCGAGAAACCAUCAAUGCGUC
This is a messenger RNA of Colletotrichum phormii, 1231 nucleotides long. Its product is annotated as Intradiol ring-cleavage dioxygenase. The record is from RefSeq and is a predicted model, not a curated record. The transcript is spliced from 3 exons. Gene Ontology annotation, molecular function: oxidoreductase activity, acting on single donors with incorporation of molecular oxygen, incorporation of two atoms of oxygen; iron ion binding. Lineage: Eukaryota; Fungi; Ascomycota; Sordariomycetes; Glomerellales; Glomerellaceae. The coding region runs from base 70 to 1056 and encodes 328 amino acids.